AUGGCAGAAUCAAUUCUAUUUAACAUUGCGACAGAAGUUCUGAGGAAGAUAGGCUCUUUUGUGGGUCGGGAAGUGUCCUUGCUGUGGAAUCUUGAAAGUGAUUUAGAAAGCCUUGCGAGAACCCUGAGCACUAUCCAAGCCGUGCUCUCGGAUGCUGAGGAAAAGCAGGCACAAGAUCAUCAGCUGCGUGACUGGCUUGGGAAGCUUAAGGAUGUUUUCCUUGAUGCUGAGGACGUUUUAGAAGAAUUCGAGUUUCAAGCUCUCACGAGGGAGGUGGUGAGACAAAAGAGAAGCACAUUAAGAAAGGUAUGUCAAUGCUUUUCAAGCUCCAAUCCUGUUGCUGUCCGAUCUGAAAUUAGUCAUAAAAUCAAGGAGAUUAGAGAAAGGCUAGAUCAGAUCGCAGGUGAUAGGAGUAGAUUUUCUCUUAUUCAGAGUACUCCUGCUGAAGUUAGUCAUGUAAUUCCAAAGGAGAGGGAGACUAAUCCCUUCUUGGGAGCUUCUUAUGUUAUUGGAAGAGAGGAUGAUAAAAGAAAGAUCAUAAGCUUUUUAAAGCAACAAACCGACAUUAAAGUCUCUGUCAUUCCAAUAGUUGGCAUGGGGGGUUCGGGUAAAACCACUCUAACUAAAAUGGUUUACAAUGAUGAAAUAGUAAAUCAGUUCUUUCCAUUAAAGAUAUGGACAUGCGUGUCAAAUGUCUUCGAUGUCACUAGAUUGAUGAAAGAAAUUAUUUAUUCUGCAACACGUGAGGAUUGUAGUAAGUUAAAAGGAGAUGAAAUUCCUAAGCGUUUGCAAGAAAUUUUGACAGGUAAAAAGUUUUUGCUUGUCUUGGAUGACGUCUGGAAUGAGAAGCCGAUGAAAUGGUUGGAAUUGAAAGACUUGCUGGUGAAUGGUGUCAAUGGAAGUAAAAUUAUUGUGAGCACUCGAAGUAAAAAAGUUGCAGAUAUAAUGAGCACUGUUCCCACACAUUUUAUACAAGGUCUUACCAAUGAAGAAUCAUUCUCAUUAUUUAAGAAGUAUGCAUUCAAAGAUGGAGAAGGGAUUGAUUUUCCAAGGCUCAUUGAAAUUGGGAAGGACAUUGUAGGAAAAUGUAAAGGAGUUCCGAUGGCUGUGAGAUCUUUAGGGAGCUUACUUUAUGCAAACACAGACGAACGUGAGUGGUUGAAAAUUAAAAAAAAUGACAUCUGGCAGGUGGAUCAAGAUAAUGAAGGCAUCUUACCAGUAUUGAAAUUGAGCUAUGAUCAUUUGUCAUCUCCCUUGAAGCAGUGUUUUACUUAUCUUUGUUUGUUUCAGAAGGAUCAUAAUUAUUUCAGUUAUUACGUGGCCCAAUAUUGGAUGGCACUUGGACUUCUUAAAACCUCUGAUAGAGCCGAAGAGCUAGAAGAUGUUGCUGUUCAAUAUAUGAAAGACUUAUGGUCAAGGGGUUUCUUAGAGGAUUUCUUGGAUUAUGAUUAUUAUUGGUCAUUUAAAGUGCAUGAUCUUAUGCAUGAUCUUGCAAUAUCAAUGACAAAAGGUGAGUCCGCAUUCAUAAAUUUCGGAAGCCAACAAGUUGAUGGGAAAUUUCGGCAUUUUUCACAUGGUGACACUGAGUUAUGUGGGGAAGAAUUUCUACAACUCAUAGUUGAUAACUCAAGGAGUGUUCGAAGCAUAGUCUUUCCAGUAGCAGAGAAAUACGGAGAUGCGUGUAUUAUUGGAUCAUUUAUUAGUGAAGAUAUAUCGAAAUUCAAGUACAUUCGACUACUACACUUGUGUAGUAUACGUUUUGAAGUGUUGCCAGAUUCUAUCGGUACAUUGAGACAUUUGAGGUAUCUUGAUCUAGCUUGGAAUUAUUCAUUGAAGAAGAUUCCUGAAUCUAUUUGCGAGCUUCAGCACUUGCAAACAUUAAGACUUCGUAGGUGUUAUCAGCUUAAGAAGUUGCCUAAUAACAUACGAAAGAUGAUCUGCCUUAGAUGCUUGGAAAUAACCACACAAGAGGAGGUUCUUCCAGAAAAUGGAAUUGGAUGCUUGAGUUCCCUUCAAUAUUUGUAUGUAGUUGGCUGCGACAGUCUACUACGUUUGUGUGAAGGGAUGCAAGGUCUGAAAAGCCUCCGAACGUUGUAUCUACGAAGCAGUUCUGUGAUCUCGUUACCGGAUACUAUCAAAUACCUGACAAAAUUAGAGAUGUUACUAGUUUGGAGCUGCCCCAAGAUUAAUUUGAAGAUGGAAUUGCAAGGAGAAGAUCGUGAGCUAAGGUUGAGUCUUAAAAAAUUCAUAAUUGUUGAUUUAGAAUCAUUGGUUGAUUUGCCUCAGCUUCUUCUUCAGGCAUCCGCCAACACUCUGAUUUACAUGCGGAUUGAAGGGUGUGGAAACUUAGAAGCACUACCGGAGUGGUUGCAAAAUUUCACAGCACUUGAAAAACUUGAGNAGGAGAAGAUCCUUCUUCUUCAAUCAUCUGCUGAGACUCUGAAGUACGUGUAUAUUGUAAAGUGUGAAAGGUUAGAAGCAGUUCCGGAGUGGUUCCAAAAUCUCACAUCACUUGAAAAACUUGAGAUUGGAGAUUGCCCCAGAUUGUCAUCUCUUCCUAAAGGGAUAGAACGCCUUAAUUCCCUCAAGGAAUUGAAGAUUACAGCCUGUCCUGCACUGUCUGAUAUAAAGUUGAAGAAAUGA
Pistacia vera is the source of this 2643-nucleotide messenger RNA. RefSeq names its product putative disease resistance protein RGA4. Lineage: Eukaryota; Viridiplantae; Streptophyta; Magnoliopsida; Sapindales; Anacardiaceae. Gene Ontology annotation, biological process: defense response to other organism. The record is from RefSeq and is a predicted model, not a curated record. Bases 1 to 2643 code for a protein of 880 amino acids. The transcript has 2 exons. Gene Ontology annotation, molecular function: ADP binding.